AACCUGAACCUAGAUUUCCAUUUCAACUAAUUCGUUUCCCCAAUUGUUUUCUCAUCCAUGUUUACCAACUGUCAGCACUAUUUGAAUCAUGUUCGACAGGUGAAAAAAACUUAGUUUCGAAUUAAUUACUUGUACUUCGACUGGCGAUCUCACGCAGCGAAAGCUGUUGUUCAGCGAGUGAAUUUUAACUCAAAGUCAUCAAAAAUUGAUGAAAUCCAUGGUUCUAUUAAAGUGAAGUUAUUGACCAAAAAGUAAGCAAUCUUUUCACUGUUCAACGAUAUCGAAGGACGUCCUCUGUUAAAAGAACCGAUUGAGGUAUGAGCAAACAACCCAAGAUCAUAACCACUGAGGCGUAAAGAGUUCACGCAUAGGGUUUCUUACAAAAGACAGCUGGCAUCCUCGCUCACUAAAGGUUUGCUCUUCUAGAAAACUUUUCCCUGAAUUCCUGUGUUUGACAUUUUAAAAUCCGUUUCAUAAAAUAUCCAUUUCAUGCCAAUAUUGCGCUCCCUCGUUCAAUCAUUGCCUCGCUCUUCCUCUCUGACGAAGAAUUUCCUAUAUAUUUCAAGUUAAAGGCAUUUGUCGUAACUUAUGGCUCGAAACACUUUGCAUAUUUUAUAUAACGUUUAUCAAUGUUUUAUCUCAGUCUUGUUCAAUAGUUUGCCCGGCUGGUAAUAGAAAAGGAGAAUCCAACUGACAUGUUUGCAGACAACGAAGCUCAGCUAAAUCGAAGUAAAAUGUUCACUUUGCAGUUAGCAAUGAGAACAAAAGCCGAGAUUUUCACAGAACUGGUUGUGUUUCUGCUAGUAGGUUUAAUCGGCGUCUGUGGAAAUUUUCUUGUUCUCCUGGUCAUAAGCCUGACUCCAUCGCUAAGAACUAUCUCUAACUUUUACGUAGCUUCUCUGAGUGCGAUGGAGUUAUUGUUGUCAUUAUUCAUCUGGAUUUUCAUCCCCAAGGUAGUACUAAAAGGAAAGUGGACAUUUGGUGACGCUCUCUGCCAGUUUUUAGGAUUCAUUACUGCCAUGUUAGCCACAGGUUCCAUUUAUUCCAUGGCCUUAAUUGCAAUCAAUCGAUAUUUCCUCAUGGUAAAAUCGAACCUUCAUCGCAAGUACUUUACAAAGAGGAACGCUUAUAUAUCGAUCGCUGUGUCAUGGAUCUUGGCUGGAAAUUUUCCUGUGUCUUACAUGCUUCUCGGCAACAAGUUUAAAUUUCAUCCCGGAAAAGGGGUCUGUAUCUUUGAUGUGACGAAGCUGAAUCUGGUGCACGCUUUUUUGACAGGUUUCUUUAACAUUCAGCUUCCAUAUCUUAUCAUUUCUUGUUGUUAUUUCAAGAUUUACCAAAGAGUGAAAGAACACAACGCAUUACUGAGACACAGUGGAGGUGUAAAUGGAAGCGGCAGCGGAAUUUCAGCGAAGGAAAUUAAAGUAACAAAACUUUUGUUUGCUAUCGUACUGAGUUACACGAUUUGCUGGACGCCAUUUUAUGUCAUCGAUUUAGUUGGAGUAUUUCUUAGUCAAUUUUUCGCUCCUCGCCUUGUUUACGUGUUUUAUAGCAUUGUUGUUGGUAGCACUAUCGCCAUCAGCCCGAUAAUAUAUGGCGUUUUCAACAGAGAGCUCAAAGGCGAAAUCGUAAAACUUUUAAAAUCUAAAUGCUGUUGUUUUUGCAAUAAAUUCAAAGUUGGGGUACCUGUGACAACCUCAAAUAGGCGUUCAUGAUCACGUACCAGGGAUCAGGAAUCGCGGAGUGUGGAAGAUUUGUAUCCGCGCAAACAGAAACAAAUUUAGAUGGCUAGCUCUGACAAAUAGCCUAAAAUUAUAUGAUACUGAUUCUCAGUACAAUCCCAGAAAGAUUACAAACGAACAUAAAACCGUAUCAGAUCUAACAAAGGCUUAUUGAAAUUUCUUUGACAAAAGGUUCAGCCCUCUAAAUUUUUAUUUCCCCUCAUGAGUUAAAGUAAAAUGUCAUGAAUAAAUUAUGAUAGUUGGUGCUGGUGUUAUGCUAAUUACUGCCAAUUACUCAUGCUGAAACUAUAUUUGUAAAGCUGU
Molecule: messenger RNA, 2042 nt
Organism: Pocillopora damicornis (cauliflower coral)
Lineage: Eukaryota; Metazoa; Cnidaria; Anthozoa; Scleractinia; Pocilloporidae
Product: melatonin-related receptor-like
Biological process (GO): G protein-coupled receptor signaling pathway
Cellular component (GO): membrane
Molecular function (GO): G protein-coupled receptor activity
Source: RefSeq, a predicted model, not a curated record